CGCGGGCGUCGCACCUGGAGCGCGCGCUCCUUUUCAAAGGGCUCAGUGGCUGAGGCAGGGAAAGCGCGCGCUCUCUCUGUUGGAAGUGAACGCGGAAAUGUGCCCACGCUCAGGGCAGUAGCUGCAGCUGCCUCACCUCACGCCCCACUCCCACCUUUCUUGUGGGGUUAUGCCUUCCCAUAUUCUCAUUGUGGUAACUGCUCUGCCUCAAGUGCUGCUCCCCCAAGGACUCUGCCCCUUUGGUUUCCACCGCUCCUCCUGGCCAAUGCCUUGUUAAGAGUUUGUGUGGCAGCUCGUCCUCUCUUCCUGGUACAGUUCAUUGAGUCCCUGCCCAGACCUCUGCCCUAGUGACACCUACUUGCCCCUCCCUCCCUCCUUAUAGCCAGGUCCAUGGCAUGUUCCCAGCAGCAGGAAGGAGGCAGCAGCUGCGAACCAGCAGCAGAGGACUGUGCAGAUAUGAGCAGCAGGAAAGUGGCUCUCAUCACAGGCAUCACUGGCCAGGAUGGCUCAUACUUGGCAGAAUUCCUGCUGGAAAAGGGUUAUGAGGUGCAUGGAAUUGUUCGUCGAUCUAGCUCUUUUAAUACAGGACGGAUCGAACAUCUUUACAAAAAUCCACAGGCUCACAUAGAAGGAAACAUGAAGCUACAUUACGGUGAUCUUACCGAUAGUACUUGCCUAGUGAAGAUAAUUAAUGAAGUAAAACCAACUGAAAUUUACAACCUUGGAGCGCAAAGCCAUGUCAAAAUAUCCUUUGAUUUAGCAGAAUAUACAGCUGAUGUUGAUGGAAUUGGUACAUUACGAUUGCUGGAUGCUAUCAAGACAUGUGGCCUCAUAAACUCUGUGAAGUUCUACCAAGCCUCUACAAGCGAACUUUAUGGGAAAGUUCAAGAAAUACCCCAAAAGGAGACUACUCCAUUUUAUCCCAGAUCACCGUAUGGAGCAGCCAAACUAUAUGCAUAUUGGAUUGUGGUGAACUUCAGGGAGGCCUACAAUCUCUUUGCUGUAAAUGGCAUUCUUUUCAACCAUGAAAGUCCCAGGAGAGGGGCUAAUUUUGUUACUCGAAAAAUUAGCCGUUCUGUUGCUAAGAUCCACCUUGGGCAACUGGAAUGUUUCAGUUUGGGCAACCUGGAUGCCAAGAGAGACUGGGGUCAUGCUAAGGAUUAUGUUGAGGCCAUGUGGCUCAUGCUACAGAUGGAUGAGCCAGAAGACUUUGUAAUAGCUACUGGAGAGGUACACAGUGUCCGUGAAUUUGUGGAAAAGGCAUUUGACCAUAUUGGGAAAACUAUUGUGUGGGAAGGCAAGAAUGAAAAUGAAGUCGGCAGAUGCAAAGAAACUGGCAAGAUCCAUGUGACGGUUAAUCAUAAAUACUACAGGCCAACCGAAGUGGACUUUCUACAAGGUGACUGCACAAAAGCAAAGCAAAAACUCAAAUGGAAACGCAAAGUCACUUUUGACGAGCUGGUGAAGGAGAUGGUGAAAGCAGAUGUGGAACUCAUGAGGAACAACCCCAACGCAUGAAUCUACUCCUUGUUUCUUACCUGCUUGGUCCUGAGGCUCCGGGAAUGAGGCCCGAUGAUGAAUCACACAGCUGACAUUCAUGGGGGUGGGGAUGACAAUCAGUUCUGGGGGUUUGGGAUGAUUUGCUGCCAUUUUAUUUCCCUGUGCUUGUGCAAUGGAUGGGUUUUCCUUUCCAAAUCUCAACCAUGCAUCACAGCUUUGAAUUCCUUGAGAAAAGGGUAGGAUGAAGUGGUGGGUCUGUUUUUUUUCAACCGAUGUGUAGAUGAGAUGGUGAAGGCUAGCUUACCAUUCCAGAUUGUGUUCUUUUGAUAUUAAACUCAUCUUUCCAUA
Anolis carolinensis (green anole) is the source of this 1848-nucleotide messenger RNA. It is a transcript of the gene gmds, whose product is annotated as GDP-mannose 4,6-dehydratase. Gene Ontology annotation, cellular component: cytoplasm. Bases 391 to 1518 code for a protein of 375 amino acids. The record is from RefSeq and is a predicted model, not a curated record. The transcript is spliced from 11 exons. NCBI's taxonomy places the organism in Eukaryota, Metazoa, Chordata, Lepidosauria, Squamata, Anolidae. Gene Ontology annotation, biological process: GDP-mannose metabolic process. Gene Ontology annotation, molecular function: GDP-mannose 4,6-dehydratase activity.